AUGACCGGGCAGCCGUCCUCUUCCUACCCCGGCCAGGUCCCGCCGCCAGCCGCCGUGGUUUCGCCGGAAAACGAAGAGAAAAGCUCCGGUUUUGACAGAAAAUUCGCCGGCUUCGUUCUCCGUCGUCCGGCCGCCAUUUUUGGCGAUCAAGUUAGGGUUCGGCCGGAUUUCGGGAUGAGAUUCCGGCCACUUCCGGUCAGUUUUUGGGGUACGUCCAAGAACAAAAGUGACUCCAAAUUAGGUGUAUUACCUAGGGUAGGAGUCUGGGCUCACGAUUUGGAAGUUUUCCGGCGAUGGGUGUGCUCGGAUCUCAAUUUGGAUAUUGUUAGAGUCCCGAACGGAUAUCGCAUAUCGCGUGUUUUCCAGGAUUCGACGGAUCGUAAAACGGAGUCCCGGAUACUCCGGAAAUGCCAACCCUGGGAUUUAAGGAGUGAACCCGGCAUGGGUGUGAUGCUGGGGUCUCCGCAGGGUUCGUCUCGGGUUCCGGGAAAUUCGGGACGGGUCCUGUCAGCUUGGUAUCAGAGCUUAGAGGAAGUUGAUGGACAAGUUACAAGGGAAUGGAGGAGUUGUAAGUCUGACCAAGGAGGCUCGUGUGUGGUGGGAAUACCACGAGCAAAUCCAAGGAUGAGACCUAGAUGGAUUGGUAAACCUACCGUGGAGAUGAAGAGAUUGCUUUGGGGUCUCAUCUCAUGUGAACACGUUUGA
Molecule: messenger RNA, 705 nt
Organism: Prunus armeniaca (apricot)
Lineage: Eukaryota; Viridiplantae; Streptophyta; Magnoliopsida; Rosales; Rosaceae
Source: the annotation of a GenBank genome assembly